Molecule: messenger RNA, 1065 nt
Organism: Didymella exigua CBS 183.55
Lineage: Eukaryota; Fungi; Ascomycota; Dothideomycetes; Pleosporales; Didymellaceae
Product: putative TfdA family taurine dioxygenase
Exons: 4
Cellular component (GO): cytoplasm
Molecular function (GO): 2-oxoglutarate-dependent dioxygenase activity
Source: RefSeq, a predicted model, not a curated record
GGUACUGCGAACAUUGCAUCAACCAUGGCUCUUCAAAAAGAGCCAUUGAGUCCGACUGGGGUAUUGGACACAUUCCGAUCUUUCGACGUUACACCGACAAUUGGGACGGAGUUUCCAGAUGCAAGCCUCAAAGCGUGGUUUGAAGAUCCAAAAGCGGACGAGCUACUUCGUGAUCUGGCAAUAACAGUCUCACGUCGCGGCGUCGUUUUCUUUCGUCAACAAGACGACCUCACUGAAGAUGUCCAAAAGUCAAUAGUCCAAAAGCUAGGAAUCCUUACUGGCAAGCCAACUACAUCCUCCCUGCACCGCCAUGCUGUCCAGCCCAACCCUGACGCUGACCCCGAAAUCCUGCGCAUCAACUCCGAGGAAAACAAGAAGAUCUUAGCAGGAACGGUGUUCGAUCCUGCAGGCCCGCCACGACAAAGCUGUCGCGGGCUAUGGCACAACGACAUCAGCUACGAACCUAUUCCAAGUGAUUACGCCUUGCUCCGACUGACGCAGGUGCCUGAAUCAGGAGGCGGCAUAAACACCGUGACUGACAUUUUCGCAAAAGAUACUUUGUGGGCUUCUGGAUACGAGCUAUUUGACCGCAUCUCGCGCCCGGUGCAGAUGUUUCUUGAAGGCCUCACCGCUACGUUCGCGGAGUUGCGCGAGAGAGACGCGUCCGAUAGUCGUUUCCAGAUCCCACGAGGAGCCCCUGAGAAUGUAGGCACGAAUCUCCGACCGACGCAUCCAGUGGUUCGCACGAAUCCUGUCACCGGUUGGAAGAGCGUGUAUGCCGUCGGUCUACACGUCCAGAAUAUCAACAGCCUAACUGGUGAUGAGAGCGAAGGGCUCAAACGUUGGUUUACCAAGCUCAUUGUCGAGAAUCACGAUCUCCAAGUGCGUUUUCGUUGGAACAACGCUAAUGAUGUCGCUAUCUGGGAUAAUCGGUGUACAUUCCAUAGCGCCACGUACGACCAUGAGGGCUAUGGCAUUCGGGAAGGUUAUCGUGCGUGUGGUGUUGGGGAAAGACCGUAUCUGGAUCCCAGUAGUACCGGUCGCAGGAAAGCGUGGCAGGGUUGA